Molecule: messenger RNA, 1791 nt
Organism: Theobroma cacao (cacao)
Lineage: Eukaryota; Viridiplantae; Streptophyta; Magnoliopsida; Malvales; Malvaceae
Source: RefSeq, a predicted model, not a curated record
AAUCAUGCCCCAACUUCGUUAGUUACAAAGUGACUUCCUUUUUCCGUAAAAGCCUAGUACUUGCCUCCUUUAGAAUUUCCCUCACGGAGAAGGAGAAAAGAAAUUCAUACAACCCCCCCUCCACCUUAAAUUUCCAAUCUUUAGGGUUUCUCUCUCUUUCUCUCUUCCUCUCUUUUCUUUCCAAAUCUUUCAAGAUCCAAUCUUUAUUCCUUAAAACAGAAACCCAUCCCCGAAAAUGCCACCCACAACCACGACUUACGGCACCAUCACCUCCAACCCAACCUCCACUUCCUCACGUGCCAAACACACGCGCCGCCCGUGGCCAGAACUCUUCUCCUUCUCCUCCUUGUCCCUCCCCAGCUCCUCCACCGAUGCCAAGGCUCGAAUAAAGCUCAACCUCUCCUACUUCCGCGUGAACUACGUGAUCAUAAUGCUAACAAUCCUCUUCUUAACUCUUCUUUGGCACCCGGUUUCAAUGAUUAUUUUUUUGAUAACGUUCAUUUUCUGGUGGUUUUUUUACCUCUUUAAUGACAACCCAGUUGUUGUUUUCAAUAAAACGGUGGAUGAUAAUGUAGUUUUGGGGGGUUUGAGUUUUGCUACUGUAGUUUUAUUGGUUUUGACUCAUGUGGGUGUUAAUGUUUUGGUGGGGCUGAUUAUUGGGGUUGUUGUUGUUGGAGUUCAUGCUGGAUUUAGAGGAACUGAAGAUUUGGGUUUUGGUGGGGAAGAAGAGGAGGAGAAUGGGUUGCUUUCUGUUGUUGGAAGUCAGCCUUUGAGGCCUACUUCUGGAUAUAAUAGGAUCUGAUUUGAUUUUUUUUGUAGUUGAAUUAUUGAGAAAGUUGGAUUUUGGGGGUUGAUUUGAAGUGGGAUUUUGUUUUGUUUUAUUGAUCUCAACGGAAAUUGGAUUUAGAGGAAUUGUUUGUUUCAAAUUUUGCUAAAUGAUCCUUUUAAUGGUUAGGAUUGUGGUUGAGCAUGGCUUGUGGUUAUGUUGUCAUUAAUUUAAGCUUUCAGAAGGGUGGAAUUUGAGGCCUUGUUUCAUUCAUGAAUUCAUUUCUGUGAUUGUUCAAAAUUGAAUUAGAGCUGGUAUCAUUGCGUUUUUAGUUUGAGAUUGUUGUGAAAUUUAGUGGAUUUUGGCGCUUUGAUUUGAACUGGGUGUUAUGUGGUUCGCGGGGUUUUAACUGGUGUUUUUGGUUUAAGAUUGUGGGGGCAGGAUUGAAGGCCUUGGGACGAUCCUUUAGUGGUUAGUAUAAUUGUAUUUGAGGUCUUGUUUCAUUCAUGAAAUGAUCCCUUGAUCGUUCUUCAUUGGGAGUUAUUACCUUUCCUAGGAUGGUGAAAGUUGGAUUUUUGGGGGCUUGGAGUAGAAGUGGGUAUCACAGGUUGUUUUGUAUUUCCUCAAUGGUUGACGCUCAAAGGUAGCGAGAUUUUAUGACUUAAUGGUGUAUUCAAUGUAUUUAGAGAAUAGAGGAUCUUGAAGAAUGCUGUGGCUGCUCAUUCAAGAGUGAGGUUGGAUUUUGUACUUUGGCCAAUCAACAUGAUUGCUGAGUUGGAUUUGUGGUUGGGGAGAUGGAUGGUGAUGCUCUGUUGCAAAGCAACAAGUAUGAAGUAACAGGCAUGCUCUUAUUUGCAGUGUUGGUUUGGAAGCUGGAGGGAUUAGUUUGUUACACUUUUGUACUGAUCCUGGAAGUAACUUUGUUUUAGUCAUUCAAGUGUAAUCACUAAUUUGUUGUUUUCUUCUGUAGCACAAUAUAAAUGAAUCUAAUUAUGAAUCAACUUUAUAGUUCUUUCCCUGCAAAC